Messenger RNA from Polypterus senegalus (gray bichir), 1415 nucleotides. Its product is annotated as protein KASH5-like. Lineage: Eukaryota; Metazoa; Chordata; Cladistia; Polypteriformes; Polypteridae. Gene Ontology annotation, molecular function: dynein complex binding. The coding region runs from base 1 to 1269 and encodes 422 amino acids. Gene Ontology annotation, cellular component: nuclear outer membrane; meiotic spindle pole; meiotic nuclear membrane microtubule tethering complex. The record is from RefSeq and is a predicted model, not a curated record. Gene Ontology annotation, biological process: homologous chromosome pairing at meiosis; spindle assembly; actin filament organization. The transcript is spliced from 13 exons.
AUGCCGCCAAGUGUUACAACAGACUGCCAAGGAGCUCACAGAUGCCCUGAUUCAGGUCUGGGAGGAGAUCCUUCACUUUAUGAGACUUCACAUUUGUCAGGCUUCACAGAAAACAUAGAAGAUGAACCUUGUUUUCUUGUGCAUACUGAUGGGAUAACAGUGAGGAGUACAACCCAAGUAGAAGAUUGUGCUUAUGAUUUUAACAGAGAAACUAUAGAUCCUAGUGAACUCCUAAAGUUUAUCAAAGAGCUGGAGUAUAAAAGUGAAAAGCUAAGUGAGCGUAACACAAAACUCCAAAAAACUGUGGAAGGAUGCGAAGAGGUCAACAUCCACCUACAAGAACAGAUAGCCAGCUUGCGUCAUCAUCUGAAAAACUCUCAACAGGCGCUGGAACAAUCAAAAUGUGUUUCAGAUGAACUGGAAGACUUGAAAGGCAUUGCCAAAACUGUUGAAGAGGAAAACAGCAAUCUGACUCACCACAAGCAGCAUCUGGAGAGAGAGCUACAGUUGGUUACUGAGGAGCUGGUUUGCCUUCGCGAAGAGAGUGGUGCACUGAUAACAGAAAGGGACCUGCUGAAGUAUAAGAUUGAUGAACUGAGUGAUGAGAAACGAGACCUCAAGGUUUCUCUGGAGAGCAUCCAAAGAAAUUUAGCCAGUAAGGAAGAACAACUUACUGAGGAACUAAAGUGUGAAGCUGAACAUCUACAUAGCCAGUUAUCCUAUUGUACUUCUGUGUUAACACUCUAUAGUCUGCAGGAAAUUCCCCUGGCAUUGGGGUCAGAGUUCUCUGAGGUAACUGGAAGUUCAUUGCAAGUGGAAAUCAAAGAGGCAGAACAAGAUGGUCAAACUAUAAGAGGCAUUGAGGAAGAGGAGAAGGAGAAGCAAAAAGAAAAUGAUAAUGAUCAACAAACAGAUCAUUCAUUAUGUGACUUUGAGAAAGAAUUGGAGGAUUGUGUAGCAGACACAAAGGUUAUUAAUUUUUACUCCAAAGAAGAACCAACUGGAUACAAUUUGCCAAACUGCAUUUCGAACAAGGAAAGAAACCUGCCAACAUCUUAUGAACACUUCAUCUAUCUUAAGCUCUUCUGCAUUGCUUGGAUCUGUGCUAUGUUAGUGACUAUUACCUGCACCUACCUGGAUCAUUUAAUUUAUCCUGGUAUUCUGGUUCAAAUAAAUCCAACAGUUAUUGUUACUUUUCUGUGGAACCAAUUGGUGGGAAUCCAAAAUCCACAUGUCUCACUGCAGCACUCGGGCAUCCCUCCUUUUUAAUGAUGAUAACCUCCUAAUGUCACUGCAGUCUUCUAAAGACUUGAUGUUGGCCGUUUGCAUGCAUAGACUCCCUAGAAGUUAUCCAAAAGUGUUAUGUGGUUCCAGUAUAUCACAAAACAAGUUAUUUUGAUAUAAAGCUUGCUUUA